AUGCACGAGUUCCAAGUGCUGACAAAAAGAAAACGUGAUUUGCCAAAAGAAUCAAAGUUCUUGAAAAAUAAAUGUCACAGUAAUAUAGGAUGUGAUGAAAAAGUAGAUUGUCUAGCAAAGGAAGCAGCCAAUAAUGAUAACUUAGAAAUAAGCGAGAAAUACUGUGCUCAUGAAAACACACUAAGAUGUAUUAGUACUGCGAUUGAAGAAAAAUGAUCACUCAAAUAGAGAAGAAAAGAAACCAAACUCAGCGAAAUAAAACGAACAGAACGUUGGAAAAACAUAGCAAAUCUUAACAGAAAAGAAGUAUUAUUAACACGUUUACGAAUAGGACAUACUCGUUACACACACGGUUACCUAAUGAGCAGAGAACAACAACCCAGGUGCGCAGCAUGCGGAGUUCACUUGACUAUCAAACAUAUACUUGUCGAAUGCAAACAAACUGAAGCUGCAAGAAUCAAACACAACAUGCCAGAAUAUCUAUAUCAAUUACUAGGUCUAAACGUAUCAGCCAUCUGA
Messenger RNA from Melanaphis sacchari, 519 nucleotides. RefSeq lists its product as uncharacterized. The transcript has 2 exons. NCBI's taxonomy places the organism in Eukaryota, Metazoa, Arthropoda, Insecta, Hemiptera, Aphididae. The record is from RefSeq and is a predicted model, not a curated record.